Messenger RNA from Trypanosoma grayi, 5028 nucleotides. RefSeq lists its product as hypothetical. The record is from RefSeq and is a predicted model, not a curated record. NCBI's taxonomy places the organism in Eukaryota, Euglenozoa, Kinetoplastea, Trypanosomatida, Trypanosomatidae. The coding region runs from base 1 to 5028 and encodes 1675 amino acids. The transcript has a single exon.
AUGUGUGGCGAUCCGCCUUCAUUAGUUCCUCUUGAGGCUCUUAUUUCCUCAACGGUUCGUGUGAGCAGUCGGUUGAGCAGGGAUGAGGCUUCCGAAGAGUCCGUGUCGUGCCGUGCGUCUGUGUGGAGUGGAGAGGAGAAGGCGCUUUGUAUGGACGCUGCCCGCCUGUGGGCUGAGGGUGUUCCACCAUCGAGUGUACGUGAGUGUGGUCUUCCUUUUCCGCUAAAUGGCGGUGAUGUGAGUGACUCAUCAGGCCAAGGGGCGAAGGAAGAGUUCCCAUCUCUUGAUGGUGCCUUCGUGGAGAAAGUGGUCCGCGGGACCCUCUGGAAGGCAUGCAGCGGUGGCAACAAUUAUAACGAAAACAAUACACGGAUGAGCAGGGAGAUGACUGACAUGGACCGACUUCGAGUUGCGGUUCGUGGAUUAUGCCGACACUUGCGGCAGCGCCACGACGGAGAUGAGAGGCGGAAUGAGUCUAACGUGGAGCCAAACGCCUUGCGAGGUGUCCGUCAACAAACAGAGGAGGAGGAAGAGGAAGAAGAAGCAAGGCGUAUCAUAGCAGUUGUAGCAGGGGCCACCGGAAUACGGUCGAUGCACGCAGGAGUUCGUAGCAGCCGAGAGCCGUUUUUAGUAGGGCUCGUGUGCCGUGAGACGCACGGAGAGGCGGCAUCUGGUGGUGCCACUGUGCGCACUGUUGUUGCAUCAGAACUGAUUCAGUCCUUUAAUGGUCACGAGUGCUUUGCCGGAAAUGAUGUGGGUGAAGAGGAGAAGGGGUGGUCCACGUGGAGUGUGAUGUUGUUGGAGGCGGGAAUUCCUGGAGAGGAGAGCUUCCCUGGUACGAGCAAGUCGCCGAUGUGGCGAACACUUCUGUCGGUGGUAGACUUUGUGUAUGCUGUGGGGCGCCCAGUGUUUGUUAGCCGCAUGGCCUCUCAUAUAAAAAAAGUGUACUGCACCCCUACACUGCCAGUAGCAUUACCAUCAUCAUCACCAACAAAAGUGGGAAUUGGCACGGUACCAGAAGUGAAGCACCUUCGCCUUGGUUGUGCCGCUCGUCCAGCUGUGUGUCCGUCCUUUUAUUACACUGUCGUGGGAGAAGGACCAGUAACCGUGGAGAAAUACACCGGGAAGGCAGAUCAUGUUCGAAGUCUACCGAAUCUGUUGUGUGAGCUCAUGCAGCAGCAACCUCGGCGGACAGAGGAAGAGGGCUUGUGGGGAUCAUCAUCAUGCUCUCGUGAUGCACUACAGUGGUUGCUUCUGUUGGGCCACGUGUGGUGUUCCUCAAGAGGCGACUCUGACGCAGCGCUGCCAUCGGCGAUACGGCAUGGAGUCCGCCCUGCCGUAGACUUGUUUCUGGCUGUCGCGGAAGGGCUGCUUCUGGCGAUGCGUGCCAUGGAGCCACUGCCUCCCUUGUUAUUGCGUGGUAGUAGCAUCAGUACUGUGAAGGCCAUUCCACGCCUCUUCACGGUGGAGGAUGCAUUGCGCACAGCACAUCGAGUGGCAUUGUUCGCGUACAGAGAAAGCGUGGCACCGUAUGUGUUCAACGGGCCUUUCACACCCCGUCAUUUCUCUCUACAGGACAUUUACUGUGGCUGUCACUAUCAACUCGCUCUGUGGGAGUUGAAUGAGACAUGCCAGCUGGUAUCAGAGGCAUUGAAAGAGCGCCUCAAACAUUUCGCAAAUAACUGCGCCACACAGGUAUUAAGGGAAUUUGUAGUACCAGCAACAGGAGCUGUGGGGGCAAAUGGAGUUGAUAAGAAUCCAGAAGGUAACACCUUUCUACGUACCAUACUGGACUGUACGGAUAAGUUGAAGCAGUUUUGCAGCGCAUCCCUCAUUCCCCACUACGGUAUGGCUGGUAAUGCUGACAACAACACAGCCGCAGCAGAAGGGCGAUCGGAUCGUCAUCAUUACCAGCUCCAGCGCUGUCAAAUGAUGGAGAGCCCCAUCGUGUCGCCGUGGGCCCCUGCUGCAAAAGCUUUUGCUAUCUCGGAGUAUUUGCAGCAAUCCGUUUUUCCCGCGCUGCAGCGGCUUGCGCAGGAACAUGUAUUGGCUGCGCGUGCAAGCCUGGCGAAGGAGUCGGAGACCCGUGAGGCGGUGUUCGCCAUGGAGGAUCACUGUGCGCAGCUGCAGCAGCGGUGGAGUCAAGCAGAGGCGCAGCUGGAGCACCAACGUGCCACCGUGCGCGAGGCCAAGCGGCGCAGCGAUGUCCUCAACACACAUCUGCAGGAGGCGUGCAAAUGCCUGCAGAAGCUAGUGAUGACAUGCGUGGGCUACGAGGAGGUGUACAACAGCUAUACGCGGAAGUUGGGCUUCCGCGUGAAGCACAGCUGUGCAGCGACCGAUAUCGCCCCAACACACAAUUCGACGGGGGAAUGCCCACACGAGAGUGAGAAGAAGGGGGACACGGACGCCCUCGUGACGACGCCGCCAAAAGUGAGCGUCAGUGGUCUAUCGGCGAAGAAAAACAGAGGAGUUUCAGGGCCGCUGGACGACGUUGAUGAUGUGCUCCCGCAACAAUUUCCCCUAACAUCAUCAUCAUCCACGUUGUCACCAUCGUCGAGUGGGCAAAUGCAGCUGAUGAGCAUGAUGUUACGUGACGCACAGCAACAGCUGGAGGCGUGCCACAAUGUUCUCCUCUGUCUCUACGAAGAUGCCCACGAGGCUCUGCGAAAACUGAGCACAACCACUGUCGAGUGCACCAGUGCUAGCCUAAACGACUCCCGUCAAUCGAUGUUGUCGGUUUCGCUGCGAGCGGCGAGAAGUGUGUCGUCCAACACGCGCGGGGGCCACUCAGCGAAUGUUUCUAUCAACGAUGUGUUGCCUGGGGAGGCGUCUACGAUGACGGCAACCGAAAGAGUAGCAGAAGUAGUUGUGAAUGGGUGCGCGACAGGGCCGGACAUGGUGCACCACCAGAAUACGACGAGACGCACCCUUUACCAUGAAGCUAACGGCGUUGAUGGGGAACGGGAAUUCACGGCUGUUGGCGCCUCGUCGAGUUCGUCGCCGCAGGAGCUCAGCGGUCUCACUCGUGCACCGCACGACACCACCACGCCGCUUAGGAGACAGCGGCACCAGCAACAACAGCAGCAGCUGUGCCUGGAGACGAGUCAGCAAAAACAGCGGCAACUCUCUUCGUGGUGCGCCACAACAGCCUCACCAAUGCCAACGCCAGACCGCAACGGCACCGCAGCGGUGGAAGCCAUUGCGGAUCUUCAGCGACAGCGGCAAGAUGCACUGGAGGCUCUCGCCCAGCUGCAGGGACGAUGCAACGCCCUAGAGGCACAAAUGAAAGAUCAGAGGGCCGCAUUACGUGACACGCAGCGCACCUAUGCGGCGGAUGAGCAAAAGUGGCGUGCUGAACGGCAAGCGCUGCAGGAACGCCUUGACGCAGCUAAGCAUGACGUGCAGAUGGCACACGAGCAGAGUGUGCAGAGCCAGGAGGAGGCGGAGCGUUGGGCUCUGUCGUUGGCGGGAAUUAUGGCCACUGCUGAGGCCGAGGCACAGAGGGUGGUAAGUGAGUCCGCCUCUGAGCAUAGUGUGAAUGGUGAUUGUGACGGUGUUGGUGGGAGCAGCAACGUCAUUGAAUACGAUGCGCAGCGCUUCCGCGUGGAGGACCCACACGAGGCUCUCCGCGUUGGACGCAUGCAGCUUGCCUCUCUUGUGGCGCGCGUUGCGGCGGCGGCACAUGGACGAGGGGCAAACGUGGCGGAAACACACGCGGCGCGACAGGAGGCAGAGGUGCGGCAGCUUCUGCAGCAGGAAAUAGCCGCCCUUCACGAAAAAAGUGCUGUACUGCGGCGGGAACUAGACUGCACGAGGGAGCAGAUGCGUGAGGCGGAGACGACACAGCAGCAGGCCCGCAUCGUGGCCACCGCGCAGUCAGCAGAAGAGGCGGCGCAGCUGUCCGCGAAAGUGAAUCGUGUGGAGGAAGCCCUUGUAGCCGCGAGAGGACAGGUACAAACUCUGCAGCUGAAAUGCGACCGACUCGUCCUGCAGCAGAAGGAAGCGCUGCGUCGCCUCCACUGCGUUGAGGCGGUGCAUUUGGCGUCCUUUAGCGUGUGGAACGAUGCAAUGAUGGCUCGUUGCGAACUUCUCCAACAGGAGUGGUCGGUGGUGGCCGUUAGCUUCUGCACUGAACUUUGCCGUUUGCGUUCCGAGCUGCAGCAGUCGCAGGAGGAGGCGCGGCGUUGGGAGGAGACCGUCCACCAGCAGGCCCACGCCACGCAGAAGACAGUGGAGGAGGUGGCAGGUAUGGCGAGGCGUAUCGAGCAGUACCGCGAGGCGCAAUCGUCGGCAGAUCUGCACACGGCACAACUUCUUCACCGACUGUCGCAGUUGUCGGCCGCGUAUGUGAACUCCUUUGACGCGUGGGAGUGCGCCAUGGACCAACGGUGUAAGUUGCUGCUCCAGCAGUGGAGCGUUGGGCCGCAGCAGCACUGUAACAAUGAUCCGGCGUUGCCUCUGGACGAAGCGUCGAUGCGGCCGGGCCUGGUGGAGGUGUAUGACCCGUGUGGAUUGCGCCAUGAAUUGCACCAGAAGCGGCGACGCGUCGCGGAACUGGAGGAAGCGUUGCGACAGAAGAAGGUAGCAUGUGCUACGCUGACAGAGACGGUAGCGCAGCUCCACGCACUUCUGCAUCUGCAGCGGGAACUCGGUAUGCCGAUACCGCCUCCGCCACCGCUCAUUUCGCGGGAAUUUGGCGUGUUGUCUGCAGCACCAAAAGGGGCAGGUGAUGUCGCCGCACUGACGAGUGCCUUUUACACCUCACCUAAUCGGCUGGAGGGGAAGGCCACUGGGAAAAAUCACCAGCAGGCGGAGCCCACUGUGAUUUCUGCGCCUAGUGAGGGAGGAUAUCAUGCAGUGACACCGAAUUCGGACAACAGUAUUGUUCGUAAUGGGGAUCACUCGCAGAUGCUUGCGACGGUGGACGACAACAGUGGGGAAGGCAAAAGGAAUCCCACAGAGCCACGCUCGUUGGGUUGGUAUCUGCAGUCGUUGUCGGCCAUUGAAAGUGCGCUGACACCUUGA